ACAGUCUUAGGUAGCUGUGACUUUUGUCAUUGCAUUAUUUUAUAUAGAAUAUUUCUCUGUGACAAAACAGUAAAGGCGAGCAUAAAUUUUUACAUGUUGUUGCCCAUUUUCAUUGGAUUUGAAAAGAAACAUGAAAGAAAGCAAGAAGAAAGUAACAUAGUUCUUCAGUUUCCUAUUGUUUAAGACAACAAUUAAGUUCAGGCAUUGGUUUUGUUUUGCUCUCUUAUCUUCCUCGGUCUUUGUAGGAAAUGCGGUCACUUGUUUUGUCCUUGUAGCGUAGUACCAUUCCCCAAAGGUUUUAAAGAAGAAAGAAGGAAGCUUUCUUAAAGCUGAAGCUUGUUAGAUUGAAAUGGGUAUAAGCAGACCUCAAAAGUCCAGUAAUGGGGUUCCCACCAGAUGGGUUUAUCUCUUCUGCAUUGCCAGUUUCUUCUUGGGAGUUCUUGUUGUUAACAGGUUUUGGGAUUUUCCUGAUCCAGCAAAAAUGGAUGAUGAAGCUUCAUCUCUGAAGAAGGAUCAAAUAACUGCAGAUCAUCCCACAGUUAAUUGUGAGAAGCAGGAAACUGCUGUUCGGGCAGGAGAUAUCCUGUCUCGGGUUUCUCAAACUCAUGAUGUGAUCAUGACACUAGACAAAACAAUUUCCUCAUUGGAGAUGCAGCUAGCUUCAGCAAGAGCUGCAAAAGUUAUCAAUGAGGAUGGAUCUCCUAUGGUCACAAAAUCAGGAACCGAGCAUUUGAAGGAGCGAGCAAAGGUUUUCUUUGUUAUGGGAAUAAUUACUGCAUUCAGCAGCAGGAAGCGAAGGGACUCGAUUAGAGAAACCUGGAUGCCCAAAGGAGAGGAGUUAAAAAGGUUGGAAACAGAGAAGGGUAUUAUAAUACGGUUUGUUAUAGGACACAGUGCAUCUCCAGGUGGUGUUUUGGACCGUGCUAUUGAAGCAGAAGAUGAUCAACACAAGGAUUUCCUGAGACUGAAUCAUGUAGAAGGUUAUCAUGAAUUAUCGUCGAAAACACAAAUAUAUUUUUCAACAGCUGUUGCUAAGUGGGAUGCUGACUUCUAUAUUAAAGUUGAUGACGAUGUGCACAUAAAUCUUGGCAUGGUCGGAUCUACCUUGGCCCGUCAUAGAUCAAAGCCUCGUGUUUAUAUUGGUUGUAUGAAGUCUGGACCUGUACUAGCACAGACAGGAGUCAAGUACCAUGAGCCAGAAUAUUGGAAAUUUGGUGAGGAGGGGAACAAGUAUUUUCGGCAUGCAACUGGGCAAAUAUAUGCAAUUUCUAAAGACUUGGCCACCUAUAUCUCAGUAAAUCGACACAUACUUCAUAGAUAUGCAAAUGAAGAUGUUUCUCUGGGUUCUUGGUUUAUUGGUCUUGAUGUUGAGCAUAUUGAUGAUCGAAGCCUCUGCUGCGGGACUGCACCUGAUUGCGAGUGGAAAGCCCAGGCAGGUAAUCCUUGUGCUGCAUCGUUUGAUUGGAGCUGCAGUGGCAUUUGUAAGUCAGUGGAAAGAAUGGAGGAAGUACACCAGCGAUGUGGGGAAGGUGGGGGAGCAAUCUGGCAUACAAGUUUCUGAAACUUUUCCUCUUGUAAUAUAGUUUUUGUGUGUGAUUUAAGCUGUUGGUUCAGACAACACCAUCUGCCCGAUUUUUGCUGUCGAUGCCUCGGACAUUUGGUGCAUGAUUAAAUUAAUUACUUCACAUACAGAUUAUCAAGCCGAGAAAAGAAAUAUGGUGUAGUUCCAAAGAUU
This is a messenger RNA of Populus euphratica (Euphrates poplar), 1735 nucleotides long. Its product is annotated as probable beta-1,3-galactosyltransferase 6. The transcript has 11 exons. Lineage: Eukaryota; Viridiplantae; Streptophyta; Magnoliopsida; Malpighiales; Salicaceae. Gene Ontology annotation, cellular component: Golgi membrane. Gene Ontology annotation, molecular function: galactosyltransferase activity. The coding region runs from base 350 to 1561 and encodes 403 amino acids. The record is from RefSeq and is a predicted model, not a curated record.